Molecule: messenger RNA, 1394 nt
Organism: Bolinopsis microptera
Lineage: Eukaryota; Metazoa; Ctenophora; Tentaculata; Lobata; Bolinopsidae
Exons: 4
Coding region: 41-424 (127 amino acids)
Source: RefSeq, a predicted model, not a curated record
UUAAUUCUAGCUUUAUUGCACGUGCAAAAGCAGCUGAAAUAUGCAACCUAUCAAAUACUACCUCCCGGAUGAGAUCUUUAUCCUUCUGUCAACCCUGGGAUAUGCUCUCUGCGUUCGCAUCCUCGACAUUGACGGACACGAGUGCACUGGGGCUGACAGUAGUGGUCUAAUUCUUUGGCUCUUCCUCGUUGCUAUGUUCGUUGUGGUUUUCGUUUCCAAAUACCUUGACAGUAAAGACAUUGGCAUCUCCCUAGCAGGAGGGUUGAUCGCGUUUUGUCUCGGUCUCGGUCUUCACAAAGGCCCUCUAGACUGUGUGAUUAAAAGCCGUAGAGGUAUGGACUGGGUGAGAAUUCUACAAUCUAUCUUUGUUGGAGUCCCCCUUCUCCUCUACUGUCUGGUUCUCUUCGGAAGACGCAGACUGUAAACAGGAAAAUACGUGACACCCUUAUUAAGAAGUUUCACCGCUGUAACGUGACCUUAUAAGGAUAUCACGUGUUUUUUGUUUUUGUUGGUUAUCUUCUCUGGUCCUCUUUGGAAAACGCAGAGUUUAAAGAAACAGUAUUAAUUUAGGCUACAUUAUGGGAUAUUACAAUUGUAACACUGUAACAGUACCUCAGUAUGUAAUUGUGUGUAUCAGUGUGUAACAGUGUGUAACAGUGUGUAACAGUGUGUAACAGUGUGUAACAGUGUGUAACAGUGUGUAACAGUGUGUAACAGUGUGUAACAGUGUGUAACAGUGUGUAACAGUGUGUAACAGUGUGUAACAGUGUGUAACAGUGUGUAACAGUGUGUAACAGUGUGUAACAGUGUGUAACAGUGUGUAACAGUGUGUAACAGUGUGUAACAGUGUGUAACAGUGUGUAACAGUGUGUAACAGUGUGUAACAGUGUGUAACAGUGUGUAACAGUGUGUAACAGUGUAUAAGAGUAUGUCGAAAUGAUUGCAAUGGAUCAGAAAAUCGCGGUCAAUUUUGUAUCCUGAAACUUAUCCGUCAUUAUGUGUUCAUUCUGCGUUCAUUCACUUCAUUCUGCAUUCAUACACAAUUCAUUCUGCGUUCAUUCACUUUAUUCUACGUUCAUUUUGCGUUCAUUCACUUCAUUUUGUGUUAAUAAUUCUGCAUAUAUUAUGUUUUACCGUAUCUCCGUAAACGUAAGGUUAUAUAUUUGUUUGACUGUGAACUUGUGCUGCUGUACCUGACGCAGCACGUUUUUUAUUGCUUUUUCCUGUUCAAGAAGACAAAAAUGGAAUUUAUUAAUCACUUACUCAUUUUUAUAAAUACAAUUGUAUUUUUGAUAGUAAAACUUUGUCAAUUGUCUAUCGAGUACAAAUUUGUAAAAUUGAAGUGGUAAUAUAAAUAUGAUUAUAUAAGUUCAAUGUGUUAAUAACUUAACUGG